AUAUCUCGUAAUCAGUUGUAACUUUGACCGCGCUGUGCAAAGCAUCGCUAGUAGUUUCUGUGCUGUUAACAGUUCCCCUAAAAAAAUGAAAACACUGUUUAUUUCUUUUGUGGUUGCCUGUUCUGUAGUAGCUUAUUCUGAAGCUUACGCAUAUUUUAUGAUAAAUGCCAGCCAUGUCGACUAUCCCAAUCAAUGCUAUGAUCCUCAAUUCGGAUACACCCUGGAUGCUGGAACGUCGAAUUAUACUGAAAAAUGCGAAAAAAUAACUUGCUCAGACAACUACGAAUACUCAAUCCUCGGUUGUGGUGUAGCACUCGCAGGACCAAAGUGUGAGUUAACACCGCUAGAUUCAACCAAGCAAUAUCCGGAUUGUUGUCCGCAAGUUAAAUGUCCAGCUGAAGAAUAGUUACGUAUCCUUUUUUCUGGAGACACUUAGCAAUACUUAGAGGUUGAUAUUUUAUUGCUCGUUUUUCCGGUAAUACUUCUUUGAAUACAAUAAAACUGCAGAAAAAUAUUUAGAACAAGAGACAACCUCAGCAUAAAUGCCUGUGCCUUCCUUAUAUAGCACAAAAUCGUUAAAAAUAUUGCGAUACCAUCGUUAUAUAGAAUAAAAAAAUAAUAGAUCCAUUUGGAUCAAUUUUAGUAUUAAUUGUACUAAUUUUGGAUGAAUUUCAGUAAAAAUUAAAGAAGCAAAACUA
Messenger RNA from Wyeomyia smithii (pitcher-plant mosquito), 698 nucleotides. Its product is annotated as U-scoloptoxin(16)-Ssd1a. NCBI's taxonomy places the organism in Eukaryota, Metazoa, Arthropoda, Insecta, Diptera, Culicidae. The transcript is spliced from 3 exons. Bases 86 to 406 code for a protein of 106 amino acids. The record is from RefSeq and is a predicted model, not a curated record.